AUGCGGAGCCUUCAGAGGGGUCCUCAGCCUGCUAGAGGGCCUUCACUGGCAUAUGUAGGCCCCUCGGCAAGGCUGGAAAACAAACGUGAGCAGCGAACCAAGUCCUCGCAAACAUUCCCAGAGCCACCCUCUGGACGACUCAGCACCAACUUCGGCCGCAGCCCCGCGGGCGAUGCGCUGACGCCUGCGGGAGCCCCGGGGCGGCUCCCCCGGGGCUGCGACCCCCGUCGGGAUCGCGACGGGACCGCUUCGCCCCCGCGGCGACCGGGGGGACUCUGGGGAGUGGGUCUCGUCCCGGGGAAGGGGGCGGCCGCCACAGCCGCUCCCGCCCUAGGGGGGCGGCGCGCUGUUACCGGCGUCAGCCCCCCCGGUUUCCCCCGUGCCCCUGCCGGCGGAGGGGCUCGGAGGAGGGAAGUGCGCGCUCCCCCGGGCGGGGGCAUCGCGGGGGCGUCGCCGGCCGCCCAUGGCAGGCGCUCUGCGCCGGGCACGGCCGCCGCUGCUACGGGCAGGAGGCCGGCGGAGCAUGCCGCCGGCGGCGGGGCGGUUCCGCGGGGACUGACAGCCGCGCUGCCGGAGGAGGGAAGGCGCCAGCCCCUCCGCCUCUCCCCGCCGCGAGCGGAGGCGAUGCCGCAGGGCGCUCCGCCGCCCGGCCGCCACCCGCGCCAGCCGCUGUCGCCGCCGUGA
This is a messenger RNA of Oxyura jamaicensis (ruddy duck), 684 nucleotides long. RefSeq names its product basic salivary proline-rich protein 1-like. The record is from RefSeq and is a predicted model, not a curated record. The coding region runs from base 1 to 684 and encodes 227 amino acids. NCBI's taxonomy places the organism in Eukaryota, Metazoa, Chordata, Aves, Anseriformes, Anatidae. The transcript is spliced from 2 exons.